This is a messenger RNA of Brienomyrus brachyistius, 823 nucleotides long. It is a transcript of the gene psenen, whose product is annotated as presenilin enhancer, gamma-secretase subunit. The record is from RefSeq and is a predicted model, not a curated record. The transcript is spliced from 4 exons. Gene Ontology annotation, cellular component: gamma-secretase complex. Bases 127 to 432 code for a protein of 101 amino acids. Gene Ontology annotation, biological process: Notch receptor processing. NCBI's taxonomy places the organism in Eukaryota, Metazoa, Chordata, Actinopteri, Osteoglossiformes, Mormyridae.
GAUGCUUAUAGAGGGAGCCGGAUAUAAAUCUAUAUUUCGGAAGUGCCCAGGCGUUAUUUUUGAAAGCGGAAGUAGAAUAUUUGCGUUUUUGUUUUGGAAUUAUCUUUAAGGUCUGGAAGUAUCAUCAUGAAUCUCGAGCGAGUUCCCAAUGAGGAGAAACUAAACCUGUGCAGAAAGUACUAUUUGGGUGGAUUUGCAUUUCUUCCAUUCUUGUGGCUGGUUAAUGUUGUGUGGUUUUUCAGAGAAGCUUUUGUAAAGCCAGCAUACACUGAACAGUCUCAGAUCAAAACAUAUGUGAAACGAUCUGCCUUGGGCUUGUUACUCUGGGUGGCUGUACUCACAACUUGGAUAACAAUAUUCCAGCAUUUCAGAGCACAAUGGGGAGAAGUUGCUGAUUAUUUGUCCUUCACUAUUCCACUGGGCAUUCCAUGAACAGUAAAAAGACACUUGCUUUACUUUUUUUCCAACACAGUUACCCUAACCUAAACAGUUUCAGACUGAACAUUAGAGAAUCUCCCCUUAUUUUUUACCAGAUUAAAACUGUUUUCAUAAAUAAUUUGUUUCAGUAACAGGUACCCAGAAACAGAAUGAUAGAUUUGCAAAAUCAAAAUUUAAUGUUUAGCUCUAACUCUGUAACACAGUAAAGAACAUCCUUUUUCUGGAAAGAGUGAAUAUUUGUUGCCGUACUAUGCUUACUUUAAUGUCAAAUUGCAUCAGUUGCUAUAGUAUGUCAUAUUUUUAAGAUAUAAAGAAUGUCUUAAAUUUAAAUUGAUACGCUUUUGGAAAUGUCAUUGAAACCAAAAUAAACGUGUAAGUAAAUAAA